Molecule: messenger RNA, 16365 nt
Organism: Cladocopium goreaui
Lineage: Eukaryota; Dinophyceae; Suessiales; Symbiodiniaceae
Source: the annotation of a GenBank genome assembly
AUGCCUACACCAAUGCGGGCGAUUAUGUCUACAAAGCGCAUCGCGCUCCUGGAUAAAAUCUUGCGGGAUGAAUCCUACCCGGAUAUGGGCCUUGUGGACGACCUCAAGAGAGGCUUUGACCUUGUUGGCGAGUUGCCUGAGUCAGGUGGAGUCCUGCCUCAGAAGUUUGUACCAGCUACCAUGGCAGUAGCUGAAUUUAGUUCGAACGCGGCCAGAGCACGUUUUGCCUUGAAGGGGUCCAAUGCAUCCAGCGGAGAUCCAGACCUUGACAUAAAACUGUAUCAGAAAACACUGGAUGAGGUGGACAAGGGCUGGCUACGUGGACCUUUGGAAUGGGCUGCCUUGGAAAGCAAUGCAGUUGUCUCAAGGAGAUUUGGCUUACAGCAAGGCGAGAAGUUGCGGCCUAUAGAUGACUACAGUAUGAGCUCAGUGAAUGCGACAGUCACUGCAAGGGAUCAGGCUACAGCUGACAAUGUGGAUGUGAUUUGUGCGAUGCUACUGCAGAUGAUGGCAGGCUUGAGAGAGCGUGGCAAGAGCACUGUGUUGCGGGCGAGAUCCUUUGAUCUAGCAGCAGCCUACCGUCAGCUUUGUGUUGCACCGACAUCCAAACCCUUCUCAUACAUAUGUGUUUACAACCCACACAAAAAGACCAACGAAGUCUUUGCUCAAGUGUGUCUGCCCUUUGGCUCCAAAGCGGCAGUGAAUGCUUUCAUUCGUAUAGGGGGUGUGCUCUGCAGUCCCGAUGGCAAAGUCGAGCAAUGGUUCCAAAUGCAGUUGAAACCAGAACACAUCGAGCCCUUUAUGACUAAGGAUCAAGAAAAUGCCAUUGCUGAGUUGGAAACGCUCGCAGUUGUCAUGGCGAUGCGUGCUGAAACGGGGAGCGUGGGAGUGAAAGCCAUGGAUUUGAUGAUUCAUGCAGCUGCUUUUGGACUAGGCAUGAAGAAGUCAAACAUCAAACUGCCGUGGGAAAGGGAGCCAGUGAACCCUGUUUUCUACAAACGUCCAAGACUGAUUGCACCGCCAACUUUUGUGGCAGAGGCACCGGUAAUGGAUGACGCAGUUUCGUUGCCUACAGCAGAAGCAGAAGGCCGCCUGAAGUGGUCAAGAAAGACGUCGCUAGUGCCGUGGCCUGUGGCGCAAGAUAGGGCGCUUGCCAAGGCGUUGGAGAGCUGGAGGAUCAUAAUUAUGGAUGAUCUGGAUGGGUCGCUGGUGGGCCGUCAGAUUGCAAAGUCGCUCAGAGGUGAUGAAGGAGCACAACCAGUAGAACAGAUCCUGUCUGAUGCGUUGGCCGGAAAGUCUUUGUCUACACUCCGCGCCAGGGCAUCGUCUCUGAUGGCAUUCGGAAGAUGGAAGAAGGGCCUAGACCCCUCUGCAACCAUUCUUCCAAUUGCAGAGGAGCAGGCAUAUGCCUACGUCAGAGAGCUCAGAGAACUCAAUGCGCCAAGAACGAAGCCAGGUAGGUUUUUGGAAGCAGUUGCAUUUGCUUUUCACAUGCUGGGUGCAGAAGUGGAUGGAACCAUGAGCUCACCCAGGGUCAAAGGGGCUGUGGUGGUACCCGUAGUGAUUCCCAAGAAGAAGGAGCCUCUUACAGUCAAGCAGAUUGCAUUUUUGGAGAACCUGGCCAUUGACGAUUCUGGGCAGCUGGGAAUCUUUGCAGGGUAUUGUUGCAUGGUUUUGCACAUGAGGCUUAGAUGGAUGGACGGUCAGUUCUGUCAACAGGAACCUUUUUUGGAUUUAUUUGAAGGAAAAGGCUUCCUCGAAUGUGGCCUUUAUCACCACAAGAAUGCUGGAAGACAGAAACACUCGCAAAGGCUCCUUCCAGCUGCAUGCAACAUUCCAGGCAUCACAGGCCAGGAUUGGGCGUCAACUUGGCUCCAACACAGGGAGCUACAUGGCCUGUCAGCACAACCUGGAAAGCCGACGAUGCCGGCCCCUCUUGCCGAUGGAGGAUGGGCGAAGGUGCCCCUCGAAGCCGCACAGGCAACUUCCUGGAUUAGAGAGUUGUUGAGAAGCCUGAAUCCUACUGUCCCGUGGGAGUUUUUGGGCACACAUUCCUUGAAGGCAACGAUGCUUAGCAUGAUGGCCAAGGCAGGGUGUGACACGAGCCUGAGGAGGUUAGCAGGGUACCACACAGACCCAGGUGCCCGCAUGCCGCUGGAGUACAGCCGUGACGGGCAGGCGCCGGUGCUACAUGCGUUGCAAGCAAUUGGAAUGGCAAUACAGCACGGGUACUUUGAUCCAGAUGCCUCCAGGGCUAGGCGUUGGCCAAGGAAGCCGUGCAUCUCGCUUGAAAUGGCGAUGAUGGACAUGUCCAAGAUUGCGACCGAAGACGGGUGGUACAAAGCAAACAACCACAAUGAUGCUGGGUUUUCGGAAACAGAUGAUGCACUGCUUUGUGACUGGGAGAAAGUGUCAGAAGUUUCAGAAGGUUACUCUCAGUCAGAACCGGCCGAUGAUCCAUGGACAGACGCUGCAUCGAUGUCGUCAAUCAGUGAUCGUGCAGAGAGACCAGAAUUCCAAGGAAUGGAAUGCAGCACAUCCGACGAGGAGAAGGAAGCCGAAGUCGCGGCCCCAAUUGUCGGAGACUCUCUGGCCAGAGACUUGGAAGUUCAGAUUCAUGUCAGGGUCUUCAAACAUGUGAUCAGUGGAUGUUGUCACAUUGCGAAAGAAUCCAAUACUGACCAUGAUGAUGGUGAUGCAGUGGUCUUGAAGUGCGGUAAGCUAGCUACGCGCAACUUCGAGGAAGUCGAUCAGGCAGGGAUCAACGGUCUCACCAUGGAGCAGUUUGCACCUCAGAGGGCGAAGGCCAUCGGACUUGCAGAUGGAGUUCUGAAUGCAAUGGCAUUGAGGGGUUGGACAACUCAUGCCACGUUUGCCUUUGCAGUGGCAUGCCAGCCGGGAGCAGAUGAGCAAGCGUUCCUGGAUGGAGUAGUUGUUCCGAUUUUAGGAGCAGCUGAGCAUGCCGAAGCUCCAAGGUUGAGACGAUUAUUUUUUGAGUCUCAUACACUUACGUCCGCCGACUUGAGGCGUAAGGUGGACUCGAAUGAGAUGGAAGCACCUCGCAAGCUACCACCACCAGAGAUAGCUCAACGCUUGGACCUCUUACAAGCCAGGAUACACCCACUGAAGAUUGCAAAUGUUUUGGAACCCUCGCACCAGCUGAUCAAUGCCAUAGUUCAGUGCGUUGAAGAUGGAAGGGUGCGCUACGUUGAAUGGUCGAAAUGCACCUCAAGGACCCAGGAGGUUAACAACGUAAAGGAAGACAAUGACAUGCGCAUAUGGAAGGCUGACUCUGCAGGGUCUAUCAAAGCGGCAUACAAGGAGCCAUCCAUAGUGGCCAACCUUUCAACUGAACUGGAUGUGCAUAAUGCCUUGCGCAGAAGAGGCAUUGCAUAUGAGGUGGCCCAAGCCAUGUCAUUCGAGACCCACGAGAAGAUCAUCAAUUUCUUCUUUUAUGAGUUGAAGAAGGAGCCGAUGGAAGGGUUUGCACCAGUUUCAUUACAGCAACUGGCAGCUGCUGACCGUGAGCUUCACAUCAGGCUUGCAGAGAUGACAAGGGCAGGGUUCAAACCGGGCCCGGCAGGUGAACUGCCAUUGGAUCUUCCGACGAAUCAAGUGUUGGAAGGACCGGAGCUCAGGUGGAUGUUGAUGCCGGUCCCAAAACGCAGUGUUGCCAAGGCGCCACCUGAGACUCCAAAGCUGACAAAACCUGUGCAGGAGGUGGAUUCAAAGCGGAACAGGGUCGAACAGCCAAAGAAGAACAAGCAGGAAGCAUUGAGAUUGAAGAGGCUCAAAAGGACCCCCAUGCCGAAGCAGCUCGCAGGUUGCACACCCUGUGACGACGAAGGCAAUGCUUAUUGCUUUGCAUUCAACCUUGGGACCUGUUCAAGUGCCACAGAUUGCGCAAAGGGAAAGCACCUGUGCUGCAAGAAAGGCACUGGUCAGCAGCAGCAGUGCCAUGAAAAAAAGGAGGGCGAAGGCCCUGGUGUGGAUCUUUUGCGAAAGCGCAACAGCUCCGCCAUUUUUGGCGAAAAGCGCCAUGACUUUGGAUCGCAGCCGAAGCGAAUGCGCUCGGAAGUGGUUCAACCUGCAGCCGAAGGGUUUCAGGAAGAAGCGGAAAUGUCCGCUCACAAGUCUUUUCAGAGCCAUCUAAACAUUGAUGGCAACAAUGCGCCUGUGGAAGCACAUGCGAAGCAAUCACCAUUUUUACUUGACUUGUUUUGUGGAACAGCUGGCGUUGCGGCCGCCUUCAAGGCGCUGGGAGGUGACGCUUUGGGCAUCGAUCACAUGGUGGACAAAAGGAGAGUUAAGGCUCCCGUUGCAAAGGUGGACCUUGCACACCAUGAUGGGCAGAGCACCGUUUUGUCCUGGAUACGGGAUGGCAAAGUGGAUGCAGUGAUGUUAGCGCCCCCUUGCGGCACUUCGAGCAGGGCAAGGGAAAUACCAUUGCCGAAACACUGCAGGUUGAGGAAGGGCAUGCAGCCGGUGCCCCUCAGGUCUGACAAGUGGCCAGACGGCCUACCUCACCUGCGGGGUGUGGCGAAGCUCAAGGUCAGGACUGCAAACAAGUUGUACAAGUUUUCCAUGAAGGUUAUCAAGCUUUGCAUCCUGAUGGGUAUCCCAGUGAUUUGCGAAAACCCGAAGAGGUCUUUAAUGUGGCUCACAGAGCCUUUUUCUGAACGGCCUGAGCAGUGCAACUUCCAGUACAUCCACGCAUGCAUGUACGGCAGCAGCCGCAGAAAGAGCACGGCUUUUCUCAUGAACUUUUCGGCUGGAAAUCUACAGACAGAGUGUGAUGGUCUACACACUCACUUGCCAUGGGGAAUGGUAGACACUGCCGAUGGAAAGGGGCGGCAAUUCUCAACGAGCCUUGAAACUGAAUACCCACAACUACUUUGCAAGCAGCUUGCGUUGGCGUUUUUGGAUCAGUUACAACUACAGGGCAAGGCACCUCAACAACCUGAGCAUUUUGAGGACCAACUGCAAAAGAUUGGAGCUGGAGUACAGCCCCGAGGCGCUCGUGCCCCGCUGCUUCUAGGAGAGUUUAAAUUCAAAGUUGAGGUCACUUCAGAUGGUGUGGAGGUCCCAACGGUCAUUGGGCCUGAAGUUCACUUUCCGUUUCAAGGCAUCCCUGUGGAAGCUAAACUGGUUUCUUCUCGAGAUUUUUUGGAACAGGGGUGUGAUGGCGAGAAGAAAAUGUGCAAAAAGUCUGUUUUUGGAGUCUUCAGGUCACCUUGGGAGUUUUUUCUCAGAACCCUGGAAGUGGAGCACCCGUUGGAUAGCCCGCAACUGGUUGACCCGAACGAUUUGAGAGCUAUCAGGUUCAUUCGUGACCAUGAUGCUGCAGAAGUGGCCAGGUUUAGAGUUAAGCAACUCAAGAGGUUCUCACAAAGAGCCAAGGAACUUGCGUGUCAAGAGGCUGAGUUGAAGGCUUCACUGGACGCUGAUGUCAGGACGGUUCUGGCUGACAAGCGGCUUUUGCUUUUCAAAGAAAUGGCUUGCGAGGCAGGAGUGGGUGAUGAAGGCCUGUUUGAGGAGUUGGUGACUGGUUUUUCUUUAACGGGAUCAAUGCCCCAGUCUGGGUCUUUUCCCACGAAGUUGAAGCCUGCACAGAUCUCUGUGCAGCAACUGAAGGAAUCAGCAGUAUGGGCUCGAAAGAUGAUCCACUCGUCUUGCCGCAGGAUUUCAAGUGACAAGGAAGUGGCCCAUGCUGUUUACCAGGAGACCUUACAACAACUGGAAGAUGGAUGGGUCAAAGGCCCGUUUACAGAGGAUCAGCUGGACACCAAGUAUGACAGUUGCUGGAUCCCAUCCAAAAGGUUCGGAGUCAGGCAGGGUCAGAAGGUCCGAGCAGUUGAUGACUUCAGCGAGUUUCUUAUUAACGCGUCAGUGUCCUCAACUGAGAAGCUUCAACUCUUUGGCAUUGACGAGGUCAUCAACACUGCCAGGACUUUCCUGGGAUGCGAAGGCUUGGAUUUCUGCGAAGAUGGUGCCUGGUUGAAAGGUGGGCAAAAUUAUGGCUGUGAGCAGCCGCGUUGGCGUAACCUUAAGGGAAGAGCACUGGACUUGAAAGCAGCCUACAAACAACUUGCUCGUGCCCCCAAAGAUGCGUGGGCGUCCAUCUUAGCUGUCUGGAACGAUGAGUUACAGAAGGUAGAGUUCUUCGAGUCCAUAGCACUGCCAUUUGGAUCCGUUUGUGCGGUGAUGGCAUUCAAUCGUAUGGCACGAGCUUUGCGAAUAAUCAUGUCAUCACUCUUCUUGCUGGUUAACACCAACUUCUUUGACGAUUUUUGUCAACUGGAAGUGGAUGCUCUUUGCGAUUCCUCGUGGCAGACUGCUGAGUUAGUGAUGAAGCUUUUGGGCUGGAGGAUAUCUAUGUCGGAGGACAAACGCCUUCCCUUCGCUCCAGAGUUUAGCAUGCUUGGUGCGGUCGUGGACCUUAGCCACACAGCUCAGGGCGUAGUGAAUGUCCGCAACAAGGAGAGCCGAGUCAAAGACAUUGGAAGGUUGGUUGAUGAGGUCUGUGGCAAGAGCCUUGUGCCCAUGUCCCUGGUGGAAACGUUGAAGGGCAGGUUGCUUUAUGCUGCAGGUCACACCUUUGGACGUUGCACACAGCUAGCCAUACAAAUGGUGUCAAGGCUUGCAAGGCGUGGACCAAUGCUUAUGGUUGACGACUCUUUUAGAGGCGUUCUCAGAAGUGCGUUUGCAUGUUUGUCAGCAGCAAAGCCGCGCGCGGUAUCUGCUUGGUUGAGGCGACCUCCUGUGAUCAUCUUUACAGAUGGUGCAUGCGAAGAAAAUGGACAAGCUGUGACCCAUGGGGCAACUCUUUUUGAUCCCGAGUGCGGGGCAUCUCUGAUGUUUGGAGAUAGUGUACCGCAUGAAUGGGUCGAUAGGUGGCGAUCGCAAGGAAAGAAACAACUGAUUUGCCAGGCUGAGAUUUUUCCAAUUCUUGUGGCGAAGUCGACUUGGCCGCAGCUUAUCUCCUGUCGUGCGGUGCUUUGGUUUGUGGAUAACAAUUCAGCAUUGGCAGCUGUGAUCAGGUCCUUUUCUCCGAUUGUCGAGAACUUUGAAUUGCUUGUGCUGAACGCAGAACUUGAUGUUAAGCUUCAGAGCCUGAACUGGUACAGCCGUGUGCCGUCGAAGUCAAACCUUAGUGACAGUGUGGCACUCUUUACCUUUGUGUGGUACUCCUUCGACAUCGAGGACCUUCACCCGAUCACGGUCAGCAAGCGCUGCCUGGGAGUCACUGGAGGUUCCUAUUUGAUAUCGAAAAACCUCUACAUGAUCACGGCCAACAAGCGCUGGAUGAGGGUUUUGGGCGUUGGGUUCACAGCUGGACAACAGAGCUUGUUGAGAAGAAUUCACUUCGAAGCUGCCACCUUGGUCCUUUCGCAGCUCAAAUCAGCUGUGACCAGUGAUGCCUUAGAUGGCGCCAAGAAGCUGCCGUUUGCAGAGAAGCAAGCUCGCUAUGAGAAAGUGCGCACGAAGAUCCCUGGCUUUUUGACUCAUGGCGAAACGGAACCAUCACAUGUUUUGCUGGACAGAUGCCAAAGCAUUUUUGACACUGGUGCAAUCGUUUGGAUCUCACCAUCAAUGUGCACGAAGAGGGACGCAGAAGUACAAACUACACCAAAGGAUUCACAACAGAUCCUACGUAUCGAGUCACAGACGCUCAAGGUUGGAACAGAUGAGCUCAAGCUGGAUGAUGCAGACCAUGGUUCAGAGAUCAAAUUACAGUGGUGCUUCCAACGCAGAGGAGUAGCAUUUGAGAUGUGCGAUAUGGUGUCUUGGGAUACUUCCCAAAGGUGGCUGGCUACGAUGUUUGCAGCGUACUCAGCAGAUCCACCGCCAGGACCAGCGUCCACAGUGCCUAGUCGAUCAACUGAGGCACCAAACCAAGCACCAUCCACAGUGCAGCCACAGAAGAAGGCCAGACCUGACAAAAAGACCAGAGAAGCCCCAGUGCCUCCUGAUGAGCUAAAGGGCGUCUGGGCAGCCACCAAAGUGCAAGAGAGGAGUUCAUAUUUGCGCAUUUUGUCGCAAGAUAGGAAAAGGAAAUUGCCUUCAGAGGUGCAGGCGAAAUUGAAAGAUGCUGGGAUCACACCGCCACAGCAGCUGCGCUCGGAGCAAUUUCCAAUGGGGCUCCCGGGCAUUGCAGGUUUAGAUUUACACAAGGUGAAGCAGGCCAAUAAACUGUACUUUGCAACAAGGGACUUAGCCCUGUUGGCAAUCUCCCUGGGGAUACGUGUGUCAAUGGAAAAUCCAACGAAUAGCCUCUUUUGGAAGACGGACGAAGCUGAGUAUCCAAAGCUCCUAUGCCAAAGGGUAGCUGCACUCUUGAUCGCUGACUUACAAGCCCGAGGGAUCGAACAGCCGCAUACAAUCACACAACAGAUUGCCCAACGACGCACAACAGCCAUCAAUUCUAUAGCUAUGGGAAUACUCCCAAGAGGUCAAAAGCUCAAACCCCUGGUCAGUGAGUUCGGCCACUAUGUGCAAUUUGUUGUCAGGCCCGAUAUGGAUGCAAGUCGCAUCUUGCCACGGCUCACUAAGGGUUCUCGAAUUACGGACCGGAAACUUCUUACUGGGGGUGACAAACGGGUAUCCGAGCUGACAGGUGAAUCUCUGACGUACCUGGAAGGGUUGAAGGUUAGCGAAGAGACAAAGGUGGAACUCGUGACCUUUGGAAUCCCAAGAGAGCCUUGGGACUUUGUCAGAAAAGCGGCACAGGUUGGACACCCGAGAUUCCUGCCAUACGCCGGUUCUGAACAACUUGAUGACCUGUUGUGGACAAACCUGAACCACCAAGCUUGCGAGUUGAAUGGCAUGAGGCUUGCCUUCUUCAAAAAAUGGGUGACCAGGGCAAAAGAGUUAGAAAAUGAUGAACGAAACCUCAGAGCUGAGCUGGGAGAACAUGUCAAACACGUUUUACAAGGGAAACGAUUAUUGGUUUUCAGGGAGAUACUGGAGGACUUGCAGUUCCCAGAUAAAAAGCUCUUUGACGAUAUCAUAGCAGGAUUUAGACUGUCGGGUUGGAUGAGAGACUCGCAGGUGUUCAUGAGUUUGCCCCGUCCUCCUAAACUUACAUUGGAAGCCCUUCUCAAGUCCUCUCUUGGUUUGCAGAAAGCAGUGCUCAAACGUGUCCGAGAACCCGAGGACGCAGAGUUACACCUUGCUGCUUGGGAGGAAACUCAAGCUGAAUGCGAGAGGAAGUGGAUCUGGGAGGACACGUCCGGUGACCUUCAGAGCAAAAUCAUAGCGCACCGAUUUGGUUUAAGGCAAAACGAAAAGGUGAGGGUCAUUGACAACUUCAAGCAGUGUGGGUUGAACGAUGCGUGCGGACUUCCCGAGAAGUUCACUUUGCAUGGGGUGGAUUUUAUUGCUGCCUCCUUGAUAAGAGCGUUGGUGCUGCAUCGGAAGUCAAACACUGUCUCCUUGAAAGGAAAAACCUUUGAUCUUAAAGCCGCAUACAAACAAUAUCCCAUCCACCCCACCGACAGACAGCACCUCAGGAUCGCCAUUUGUGAUCCAAACACGGGCCAGGCAAAGCUCUAUGGUUUGAACAGUCUCCCCUUCGGAGCUACGGGGAGCGUAGCUGGCUUCCUCAGGGUCAGCUCGGCCCUUUUCUACAUUUUGAGUGUGGGCUUGAAAGUAUGGUGCAGCGCGUUCUUCGACGACUUCCCAACAAUGGCAGCUGAAGAGACCGCUGCGCCAACUGACAAGUGCGUUGGUUUCUUGUUUGACCUUCUUGGAGUGCAGUAUGCAAAGGAAGGCAAGAAAAACCAAACCUUCAGCAAUGAGAUGAGAGCGCUGGGCCUAAUCUUUGACCUGACCAAGUUCGACGAAGGUGUGGUCUUCAUUAAGCACACACCUGAACGUAGGUUGGAGCUGUCAGAAAAGAUACGAUCGAUCCUGAAAGCCAACGAGUUAUCUCCAAAGGACGCUGAGUCUUUCAAGGGCAGAGUGCAAUGGUUCGAAAGUUUUCUGUUUGGCCGAACGGCAAACCUUGCUAUUCACCGUCUGGGGAAGCGAGCCCUUAUGAAAGGGGGAAGGCACAGUUACAAACUCGAUGCAGAACUUCAAACCUCCUUGGAAUUCCUGCGACAUAGAGUUGAACAUGGAGCUCCUCUCCAGCUGACUGCCAUCACGGAGCGGUCAAUUCUGAUCUUCACUGACGGAGCCUUUGAUGAAGAGACAGGCGCUGGGUCAAUUGGUGGAGUUCUUUUGGAUCAUGACGGCACGGUGCUCAACUAUUUCAGUGAGCAGGUGCCUAGCCUGUUGAUGAAACGUUUCUUGAAAGAGGCGGAGAACCCUAUUUACUUGGUGGAACUGUUGGCAGUACAUGUUGCCGCCUUUCUUUGGGGUGGCCAGGCGUUUGGUAGGUACAUUGUGAUGUACAUUGACAACGAAGCUUCUCGCAUGGCCUUGGUGAAGGCCUAUUCCUCCACUCCUCUUGGAAAUGUUGUGAUCCAGCUCUUCGUGCAGGAAGAAGACCAGCAUCAAUGGAAGGGUGCCUUUCAAAGAAAGGGCUUUAGGGAGUACGCCCAACGUAUUUGGGCAUCGUGUGACGCGAUGGAGCCAGAUGAGCCCUUGAGGGGCUUCCGGGCGAGGUGGCAGGCGCGAGCUACGGCGUCUGAUGCCAGCCCGGGGCUCGAUGGGAAUGACGCCGAUGGCUGGGAAGAAGUCGGCUUGGGCUUUGAGGACGGCCCAGAACAUGCGGAGCCAGCGGUGGAGAGGACUGAGAUGGAAGUCCAAGAGAGGUUGGAUGCCGCCAACUUGGGACUUCAAAGGGCGGUGGAGAACGUGACCCCGGAGGAGCUUGAGGCCUAUUGGGGUGUCUUACCACCGGGGGUCAAGGAGUUAGUGACCAUGAACGGUGAGGUCUCUGCUGAUCUCCUUGCGUACGUGGCGGACACAGACCAGGAGAGGAUGGACAUUAUGAGGCAAUAUGGUUGCCCGGAUCAUGAGUUGGUCGAAAAGGCCACGGUGCUGGAGGCCUUGCAGUUGGCCGCUGAGGAAAAGGUAGCGCGGCUGAGGAGGAACAGAAUUGCAAAGCGGGGUGCGCAGAUGGCAGUCGACAUGGCGGCCAAGGCCAAGGCGCACAGACAGAGAAUUGCAGGUGAACUCAAGGAAGGAGAGGUGCCGACCAAGACUUGGCUGGAAAAACACUCAGGAGCAAUUCUGUUGAGAAGUCGGAGGAGAUCGACAGAUGCUGAGCUCGAUACAGAGACGGUCGAGACUGUGAAGCGUCGGGAACAGCGCCAAUGGGAGGUGGAAGCAGGAAAGGUGGUAGAUGUGCUGGAGGAGAAUGCCGACCUCCCAAUAGUGCGGGGGGCUGAGGACUCAAAAGAUCCCCGUGAGUUCCUCAAGGCCACAGUGGGGGCGUACCGAGCGUCCACCUUGAGGAAGAGACUCAGGGAGUGGAAGAAGUUCCUGACGUGGCUGGAGAUCGUCCACCAGGUGAGGUGGCCUUCCCGCAGGGCGCAUGCGAUAGACUACCUGGUGGAGCUGAGGCUGACUGAGGCCCCCCCUACGGUGCCGCAGUCCUUUGGGACGACACUGGCAUUCUUUGAGAGGGCCGCUGGUAUCGGACCAGGAGCAGCCAUUUCUUCAGAUGUGGCCUUCAAGAGGGCGUUGGACAUGACCAACAAGGAGAUGGAGCAAAAGAGGCCGGAGAAGAAGCAAGCGCCAUUGCUGCCAUUGAAGGUGAUAGCAGCCAUGGAGAUGCUGGUCGUGAGCCCGAGCAACGGAACCUUCGUGCGGUUCUCUGCAUGGUGCAAGCUGGUCAAGAUAUGGACGGCCAGCAGGACAGACGACCUCCAGGGGAUUUCACUGAAGGCCAUGAAGUUCACCAAGGCAGGGUUGCACGGCAUCUUCUGGAAGACGAAGGUCUCGGGGCCUGGGAAGAAGAACAAGAUUCUUCCCUUCAUGAUCAGCCGGAGGGUGAGCAUCACAGGCUUGCCGUGGCUGGAGACCGGGAUGGCUAUCCUGGAGGAACGGUACUGGUACCCGAGGGACUACCUGGUGCCGGUUUUCCCUUGUGGAUUGGAGGACCUCGAGGAGAAGAGGCCAGCCACGUACGACGACUUCGUGGUGAUGACCAGGGUGGUAUACUCCCGUUUGAAGGAGUGCUUUUAUGAAGAUGGGAGAUGGGUGUCCGGCAGGGGCCCAUUGCUGCUGCCGGAGCUCUACAAACUCUGGACGGAGCAUUCGGUCCGCUCAAAGGAUCGUGGCCAAUGUAGUCUCCUGGACAAACUCCGGAGUGAUACGGAGUGGGACUUGAAGAACUCGGGCCUCGAGGAGGUGAAGGACCACGUCGUCGCGGUGAAGUAUGACGAGGAGUCCAUCAGGAGACAAAUGUGGAAACUGGAGAUGCCGGAGAUUUGGACACCGGUAGAUUUGGACGACCCUGAACGUCCAGCGGUGGAGAAGUCCCCAGGGGCCGAGGCCGAAGAGGUGGUGAAGCGACUGCCGGACCCUCCAGCGGAGGUGCCGACCAUCAAAGAAUUGAUGGAUGAAAGAGCUGGAGCCGAGGACGUUGGAAGUGAAGAGGACGACGUAGACGUCCAGGGAAAAUUCUUCGUGGCCAUCAAUGUCCGCAACCGCCACCGGAAGCUCCACAUUUGGGGCAAAUGUGGGACCAAGCCUGGUCAGAACUUUGCGGCUUAUGAGCCCCAUGACAGCCUGAAGGGAGUCAAGUUCAACUCCAUUUGUGGACACUGCUGGAAGGGCAAAGACCCUGCAGAAGCAGAAGACAGCUCGACGACGUCCAGCUCGAGCAACGUGUCGGAAGCGGCGUUGGAAGCCGCAGACUCAGACUUGAAGGCGGAAGUCCGUACGGCGCUCAACGCCGAAAUCGGACUGGACCACACAGCAGGGAAUGCAGAGAGGCGCAGCACCGCUUUGGUGCUUAGCGCAUGGGAGACAUCGAGGACGCAGCAGAAGUCCAGCGAUGAGACUAGGGCGGAGGCCCGGGCAGCAAUGGUGCCAAGGCCGGUCCCGGUCAGUGAGCACGCGAUGCUCAGAGAAGCCCUUGAGAACCAAAUCGGGCGUUUGAGGGACUAUGAGGUUCCCGCCAAGAGCCUCAUCGCGGCGAAGUUGGACGACAUCGAAACCAACCUGCCGAAGUUGGAGGACCUCAGAGAUGUGGCCUCAGUGGAGGAUGGAGAGGCAGACUUGCUCCAGGGAAGCCUGGAUGCCGCCACAGGAACCUUCAAGAUGAAGGCGGCACGCAACACAGUGACUAUGCCGAAGACGGCAGAAGAGCUCCGCUUGAGGCACCGCCGUAUAGGCCUAGCCUGGGAAAUGGCCAGGACAAAACACAGGAACCGUGUUUGGCUGCAAGGAGGGCUGGUGGAGGCCUAUCGCCACUUGAGCGAUCACGUGCUUGGGAAGCAUGUGCAUGGAUUACAACUACCACAUGAACAAAAACCCCGAUGGGAGUUAGUGCUCGGGUACGAGCAAGAGGUUCGAAAACGUGCCUACCAACUGCUACGACGAGGUGAAGAGCCCACGUUGGAGGAUGCAAUGAGGAGGGCCAUCAGCGACCCGGAGACGAUGAACCUCCACUUUGUGGUGCCGCUGACCACAAGCAUCGCGGCAAGCUACAGCAGUGGUAGUGGUGGCCGCCAGGGGGGAACACCAGCAAAGCCGGGUCAGGGAGGGGCACAGAGCCCAAGCAAAGGCUCCAAGGGAGCUGGACGUGGCCCAAAACCGGUCAAGAAACUACAGGUGAAGACACCUGAUGGAAGACCGUUAUGUUUCAAGUAUAACAAUAACAACAAGUGCGUGGCCAAGAACUGCAACUUCGUGCACCAGUGCCAGCGCUGCCUGGGAAACCACCCCAAGUCGGCGUGCAACACAGUCAGGGGCGACACGGCCAAGGCCAGUGCCCCAGCAGAACUGAAAGAGAAGGCUGACCUCGGCACGACAUUAGUCAUGAGGUGCAUCGAGGCUUUGGAGCUGGCGCCGGACAAGACAGUAUGCCUCUGGGAGCACCCAGAAGAUUUAGGCCGAGCACGCAACGGGACGCCAGCAAGUGUGUGGCAACUUGAAGCCCUGCGCAAGGUAGCAAAGAAAAGAGGCAUGGACACCAUUGCCUUCCACCAAUGCACCUACGGAGCUGACUACCCCAAGCCAACAAGAUUUCUGAGCGACGCUAAGGGGCUUCUGCAGCUGGGAUUUGGCGGCUGGCCCAUUUUUAACAAGGACUUAUACUACUUGGGCCCCUUACCCCGCACCUGCGGGCAUUCACACCAACCUCUGAUCGGAGCAGAGUCCGGAGGGGGCUUCAAGACAGGGCCUACAGCGGCCUACCCCCCAGAGAUGAACCUGAUGAUCGCAUCAUUGCUGUUCAACCAUUGGCACCAAAGCCAACCCACGACGCCUGUCGGAGGGGGAGAGGAUCAACAGCAACACGGGGAUCAACAGCAACAUGGGUGCGCGAGGGUUGGCAAAGUGGACGAGGUGGAUUCAUGCAAAACGCGGAUGGCAACAGAGGAAGACCCAGCAUUGGAGCUGGCCAAGACGGUGGAGAAGGAGAGAGGAGUUGCUUCGUACCCCAUGAGGGGGCCAGGACAGAAGCUCUUUCAUGACGGGGCAGGUCUGUGCUCCCAGGGGAAUAGAAGACCGGCCUUCCGGGAUGUAUCUGUUAUGAGCAGCUUGGGGGAAGAGCUACUGGCCUUGACGACCGAGGAAGACUUGAGGAACGAUCUGUAUAGGCUGGCCUUGGGAAGAUGUGAGGGCCCGCCCUUCCGAAAAGGUGUCGUGGAGGCGGCAAGGAACCUAUGGCUCGGGCACUUAUCCCGGAGAUCCGGGGUUGAAAGAGCGAAGCUGGAGCACGUGGAGCCCCGGCAACCAUUCAUGUUAGCGGCCAUCGCAGAACACUUCAAGAUCAUUGGGGACCCGGACUGGUCGGCCUUCGGCACGGGACCAGGCAGUUUCAGGACAGGUGUCCCACUGGGGGUGCAAGGUAUGCCACGUGUCCCCGAAGUCUUCGAAGCAAAGGAAAAGUGGCGCAAAUACGAGCCUGUCCCCUGGCCUGCGGACAAGAGCAACUACACCUCAGCGGUGGACAACGCAGAGGCGGUGCAGAGACAGUUCCGUAAGGAGGAGGCCCUAGGAGCCAUGGUGGAGAUGGACGAGGGGGCCGCGAGAAAGAGGUAUGGUGAUAGGUUGAGGGUGGCUGCUCUGGCAGCCCUGGAGAAAUCGGACCACAGCUUUCGGGUGGUGCACGACGCGACUCACAAUGUCGGUGUCAACUCCCAGAUCAAAGUGGAGGACCAGCUGAGAUACCCGGGGCCCGCAGAGAUCAAGAUGGCGAUGAGGGCUCUAUUCCCCCCGACCUUCAUCCUGGCAGCAGAUAUUGCCCGAGCCCACCGACUUGUGUUGGUGCGAGAGGAGGACUGGGGAUACCAGGCGUGUCGCACCGGGGUGGAUGAUGGUGGGGGGAACAGUGAAAAGGUGUGGCUCAACACCGUUGGCACCUUCGGUGUGACGUCGGCGAGCUACCACUUCACCCGGCUCUUCGCGGCAAUCACAAGGUGCGCCCACUCCCUGUUGGCCAGGCGGGACAGCUGCCAGCUGACCUACGUGGAUGACCUUCUGUUCAUGGCCAACGGCCUUGGAGGGCUGGUCCCCGCAGCGAUCAUCUUGAUCUUGACCUUUCUCAAAGCGACGAUGGUACCCGAGAUAGCCCGCACCAAGGUGAGAGUCUCACCGGAGGUGGAAGGAGAUCACAUCUUCAGGUCUGAUGCGAAGGCCGAGGGGGAGACCGUAGUCAUUGGGGGUUGGUGCUGUGGCGACUCCCACGACAGGGGACGAUGCCGGUGGUUCUCCGUGAGGUUGGAUAGGAACAACGCCCCGUGGGUCUUUGAAGCCGGAGAACCGUACAGAGCUAUAGCGUCACUGGAGCUGUUGGGAACCCUGGCAUCCCUCAAGGCUUUCCCGCCAGCCCAGGGCAGCGCCCGGAGCUUUUGCCUUUCGGCCGGCACAGACAACCUGGGGAACCGACACUUGGUCUCCCGCCUCUUGACGACGAAGUUCCCAUUGUGCAUCAUCUUGAUGCAGUUGGCCUGGACGCUUCACUGCAAAGACUUGGAAUUGAGGUUGGACUGGUUACCAAGGCUACAGAACCGGGAGGCCGACGCUCUCACCAACGAGGACUUUAGUGGAUUCAACAUGGAUUUACGGGUCGAGAUAAAGCCAGAGGAGCUCCUGGAGGAACAGUUCAAGGAGCUUUUAGAAAAGGGAGGUGAGCUCUUUGACGAAAUCAAAGAGCUCCGAAGGAAGAGAAAGGCGGGAGUGAUGAAGUCACUUCCUGCCAACAAGAAGUCCAAAGCGACGGACUUGAUUGGUCGAUGGUGA